Molecule: messenger RNA, 258 nt
Organism: Drosophila willistoni
Lineage: Eukaryota; Metazoa; Arthropoda; Insecta; Diptera; Drosophilidae
Product: signal transducer and activator of transcription A-like
Exons: 2
Coding region: 64-258 (64 amino acids)
Source: RefSeq, a predicted model, not a curated record
UUUUGUGUGGUGUGUGUGGAUUUUGUGCCGCCAAAUGAAAAGUGUGUGUGCAACAAGCGGCGAAUGCAGGCCAACAAUAAUCAUAACAACAAAAACAACAACAUUUACAACAUUGACAACACCAGCAAUAUCAAGAAGCAACAGCAGCAACAACAACAACAACAACUGCAAACGCAAUCUAACUGUACAUUAACCAGCCAACGGUCAGCAGCAGCAGCAGCCGCAGCAACAAGUGGAACAACAAGCAGUUGCAGUUAG